GAGGUUGAGGGGGUGAGAUCCCGUAUUGCUCGUAAAAUUACAGAGAGUGGGAGACGGGCCUUCUUCUAGAGAGAGAGAGAGAGAGAGAGACGGGGCUUCUUCUUCUUCUUAUUUACUCCCUCUACAUCACCGAUGGCCAUGGAUUGCGCUUGAGGGACUAUUUGUUCGUUUUCUAGGUUUUUUCAUUUGGGCAUCAGUUAUUGAUUGUGUAGUUGAGCUAGCCCUAGGUGAAUUUUAGUUGCAGAGAUGGCAGAAAAUGGGGUUAAAGUUGAGGAUAUACAUGUUUCCAAUAGAGAAGAUGUGGUGGUAAAGGAAUUUCAGUUAAAACCAGGAGAGGCUAAAGAUUCUGAAGGUGAUGAGGUAUUUGAGGAGGCCAUGGAAGCCCAGCCUGAUGAUGGCCAAUCACGCUCAUUAGAACCUCAUGGAGUUGCAGAGAAUGGAGAGCGUGAAAAAAAAGAUGAUGCGUCUGAAGGUAAUGGAGAUGAUAAAACAAAAGGAGAUGAUAGGUUUGAUGUGAAAGAUAACAAGAGAGCAGAAGUAGAUGAAGUGUUUGGGGAGAACGGAGAGAAGGAAAAUGAAGAUGAUGGUUUUGAAGAAAGCCAUGAAAAUAGAGAGAGGUUUUAUGAAGCUAUUGGCCUCUCGAAAGAGGAAAACAAUGUAGAGGAACGUUCGGAAAGCAAAGAGGGGUCCAAACCAUCUCUUGAAAAUGGUCAUAUAGGACAAGCUGAUAUAGUUUCUUCAGAUACAACCCUUUAUGAAAAUCAUGCAAACAAUGAACCAGUAGUAGAAGAAGCAGAUGGAGGGAAACUAGCGGCUGAAAUUACAGAACCCCUUGCGAAGAGUGCCAUUCAAGAUGCGCUGAAAGUUGAUGUAAACCAAGAUGGAAUACCAGAGCUGAAAAAUGGUGAUGCAGAUUUUGAUCUCAAUGAAGCGGAAGGAACUGAUUUUGUUAUUGGGAGUAAUAACGACCCAGGGACACUAGGCCCCUCGCUCAUUGAUGUCAAUGUUAAAGAGAAGGGUUCCCCUAGCACAGAAAUGGAUAUUGAUAUUGAUGAGGUUGAUUAUAAAUGUGAAGAUGUGAAUAUGGAUAACAUGAUUAUUGAUGAGGCUAGCCUUUUGCCCGAGAGUGAAGCUCCUGCAAAAAAUGCACAUGAGUUUUCUCUUUUGGCUUCCUAUGAAACCAGUGAUAUUCAAGAAGAUACACAGGCUUUGCUGAUUGAGGAUGCCGGGGAUAUUCCAAGAGGAGAUACUCAGGUUGCUCUGGACAUGGAAACUGCUGAUUGGUCUGGCAUUUUACCUGAGAAUGAAGGUCAUGAACAGAGUACACAUGAGUCUCCUCCUUUGGUUUCUCAUGAAACCAGUGAUAUUCAAGAAGAAACACAGGGUUCUCAGGCUGAGGACAUAGGGGAUGUUACUGUUCCUAACUUAAAUUCAGCGUCAGUUACUUCCCAAUCAAUGGGCACCGGUGAAGGUGACAGCAUCUCUGCGAUCGAUAAUGAUGAUGCCCAGGAAUCCCAUAUCCCUGAGCCCACAAUUGUCAUACCAGUGGAGCUUGAGUCAAAUAAAGCAGAGGCACAAGAUGGGCCAAUCACAAAUAAAUUGCUUGGCAAAGGAUCUUCUUCCUCCACCAAAUGGGAUCAAUUAGGCUCAUCAUCAUCGUCAUCAUCAUCAGAUGAUGAUAAUAAUGAACAUGAUAGUAUACAGUCAAUGGCUGCUUCAAGAAUCAGUGCACCAAGUCAAUCUACUACGACUUCUACCCUGCCUCCUCCUCCUGCUCGGCCUGCUGGUCUUGGGUCCUCAGGCUCUCUAUUGGAGCCUGCUCCUCGUACACAACAACAGUCUCGUGUCAAUGGAAGUGCACCUCUUCGUCAGUCUCAGCUUGUUGAAGAGGUGGCAAAUGGUGAAACAGAUGAGAACAGUGAGACCCGGGAGAAGCUUCAAAUGAUUCGGGUAAAAUUUUUACGUCUUGCUCAUAGGCUUGGCCAAACUCCUCAUAAUUCAGUUGUGGCCCAGGUCCUCUAUAGGCUUGGCCUUGCUGAACAACUAAGGAGGAGAAGGGACACUAAUAGAGCUGGGGCUUUUAGCUUUGAUACAGCUAGUGCUAUGGCUGAGCAACUCGAGGCAGCGGGCCAAGAACCCCUUGAUUUCUCUUGCACCAUCAUGGUGCUUGGAAAAUCGGGUGUUGGUAAGAGUGCCACCAUCAAUUCUAUCUUUGAUGAAGUUAAGUUUAGCACCGAUGCAUUCGAGUUGGGUACCAAGAAGGUCCAGGAUAUUGUGGGAACAGUUCAAGGGAUCAAGGUUAGGGUGAUUGAUACUCCGGGCCUUUUACCAUCCUUUGCUGACCAGCGUCAAAAUGAGAAAACCCUUCAAUCUGUGAAGAGAUUCAUCAAAAAGACCCCUCCAGAUAUUGUUUUGUAUCUCGAUAGGUUGGACAUGCAGAGCCGAGACUAUGGGGAUUUACCAUUGCUUAGAACCAUCACUGAAAUUUUUGGCCCUGCAAUUUGGUUCAAUGCAAUUGUUGUUUUAACCCAUGCUGGCUCUGCACCACCUGAUGGGCCAAAUGGCUCUCCUUUGAGCUAUGAAAUGUUUGUUGCUCAACGCUCUCAUGUGGUUCAGCAAGCCAUUCGCCAAGCUGCUGGGGACAUGAGGCUAAUGAACCCUGUCUCUUUAGUUGAGAACCAUUCUGCUUGUAGAACCAAUAGAGCAGGGCAGAGGGUCUUGCCGAAUGGCCAAGUUUGGAAACCCCAAUUAUUGCUUCUGUCCUUUGCAUCUAAGAUUCUUGCAGAAGCAAACACCCUUCUUAAAUUACAAGAUGUUCCAAAUGAGAGGCCUUUUAGUGGUCGAUCAAGGGUUCCACCUCUUCCUUUUCUUUUGUCGUCACUUCUUCAGUCAAGGCCACAACUAAGAUUGCCUGAAGAGCAGUAUAGUGAUGAGGAUGCUUUUGAUGAGGACAUCGAUGAGUCAUCUCAUUCAGAUGAUGGUUCAGACUAUGAUAACCUACCUCCUUUCAAGCGUUUGACACAAAACCACUUGGCAAAAUUCAGUAAAGAACAGAAAAAAGCUUAUUAUGAGGAGUUGGACUACAGAGAAAAGCUUUUCAUAAAGAAGCAGUUGAAGGAGGAGAAGAAGAGGCGCAAAAUAUUGAAGAAAAUGGCUUCUUCAGUCGAGGAUUGGUCAAGUGAGUACAAUGAAAGCACGGAAGAAGAAAGUAGCAGUGCUGAGUCGGUGCCUGUUACAAUACCUGACGUGACUUUGCCUGCCUCUUUUGAUUCUGAUAACCCGACCCAUCGAUACAAUUGUCUCGACCUUCCAAACCAGUGGCUUGUUAGGCCUGUUCUUGAGGUCCAUGGUUGGGAUCGUGAUGUGGGUUAUGAAGGCUUAAAUGUGGAAAGGCUUUUUGUGGUCAAGAACAAAAUCCCCAUUUCGGUUUCUGGCCAAAUUACAAAGGACAAGAAGGAGACUAAUCUCCAGAUGGAGUGUACUGGUUCUUUAAAGCAUGGAGAAGGGAAAUCUACCUCUCUUGGAUUUGAUGCGCAAACUGUGGGAAAGGAAGUUGCAUAUACAUUGCGUAGUGACACGAGAUUUGCUAAUUUUAGGUACAAUAAGACAGCCGCUGGGCUCUCUGUCGCACUCUUUGGUGAUGCUAUAACAGCUGGUGUGAAGCUAGAAGACAAACUUCUAGUUAAGAAAUGGUUCACGGUGGUUAUGACAGGGGGUGCCAUGGUGGGGCGUGGUGAUGUUGCUUAUGGUGGUAGCUUGGAAGCAACUUUAAGAGAUAAGGACUACCCUCUUGGUCGGUUUUUGUCAACUCUUGGGCUCUCUGUUAUGGAUUGGCAUGGUGACCUUGCCAUUGGUUGCAAUUUGCAAACUCAGUUCCCUGUGGGAAGAUGGUUCAACAUGAUUGCUCGUGGAAAUUUAAACAAUAGAGGAGCUGGGCAAGUCAGUAUUCGAUUGAAUAGCUCAGAGCAACUUCAGAUAGCCUUACUUGGCCUAAUUCCGAUUCUUAGAAACUUAAUGAAAAAUGGUUUUUUUGGUUUGAAUCAGACAAUGUAGUGAGUGGUGAUGUUGUAAUGUGAGAGGCAGCUUUUGCAGGAGUUUAGGCCCAAUGAUAAAAGGCAUGUCUCCUUUGGUUUGCUGUGAAUGUCAGUGAAAAUAAGCUGCUGGUUUGAGUUUUUUACAUUUGGUUGUGUUUUGCAAUUUUGUUGUAGGUAGUUUUAUGAAACCCUUUUCACAAACUGAACCUGUCAAUUUUGUCCAGUACACUAUGGUCAGGAACUGGGGGGUGAGGCUCCCUUUGUUCAUUCACACUGUUAAGGACAAUAAAUUGCUUCUUGUCCAUUUGAGACAAUUCCAUGAUGAGUAGAUUCAGCAUGUGAUUUGGUUGUGUAGGUUCUUGAUUACUUGGUUAUGGCUGUUGUAGGCAUUUGGCAGUGAAAUCUGGAAGUGUCAUCCUUUCUAUAGUUGAAGAUGUAAAUCGGAUUUAGGGAGUUGUUUUAUGUUAUUUGAUGUUCAAGAGUUCAUGUAGAAAAAAGGAAAGCUUUGAGCUUGAAAAAUAUCUAGCAAUGUCAU
Molecule: messenger RNA, 4569 nt
Organism: Amborella trichopoda
Lineage: Eukaryota; Viridiplantae; Streptophyta; Magnoliopsida; Amborellales; Amborellaceae
Gene: TOC120
Product: translocon outer complex protein 120
Biological process (GO): protein targeting to chloroplast
Cellular component (GO): chloroplast outer membrane
Molecular function (GO): GTPase activity; GTP binding
Source: RefSeq, a predicted model, not a curated record